This is a messenger RNA of Prorocentrum cordatum, 814 nucleotides long. Lineage: Eukaryota; Dinophyceae; Prorocentrales; Prorocentraceae. The record is from the annotation of a GenBank genome assembly.
AUGGCCCAAUUCAACAAGGUCAAUGCCGCGAUCUGGAAAUUCUGUUCAGCUGGGUGCGAACGCGCAGCCCUGUGGGGCACCGCCCUCCCGCCCAUCGUCUGGGCGAUCGUCUUCCGGCACGAGGACCACGAGAGAAAGGCUAAGGCCCUGUCGGUGCCCGCGCAAGGAAAGGCAGCGGAUCGGCUGCUUGCGCAGGCCUCGGCCACCCUGGAGCGCAAGGAACUUUUGCUCCGGACCUGUGCCCGGCGCGUUACCAACGAGGGCCAGCGCCGCUGCGUGCUUGCGACCCAGAACUCGCUCCUCACCCUGUGCCGCGGGCCGCCUGGCACAGGCAAGACCAUGGUCGCGGCCUGCAUCGCGGUCGCCUACAUGUCGUGCCUUGCCCCGGGAUGGGGCGUGGGGUGCUUCGGCGGCACCGGCGGCUCCAUGGGCGCCCUGGCGGAGCUGAUCGGGGAAAACUUGGCGCCGAGCUGCCGCGACCUGUUCCCGCGCCUGGCCGUCCGCCUCGCACGCGAGGACAAGGCGAGGGGCAGCGCCGCCAAGAAGAUCACCCCGGUCGCAAAGUUUGCCGCCGCGCACAACAUCCCGGGAGGUGACGUCACAACCACGGACCACGCACGCGGGUUCCAUAAGUUCCAGACUGAGAUCGCAACCGAGGCGAAGCUCAUCCUGGCCGCGCGCCAGGCCGGGGCCGACCACUGGGACAAGAAGUUCCUCAUCUGCCUCCUGGGCGAAGCGGGUCAGACGUCCGAGCCCAUGGCCAUCAUGGCCCUGGUCCACGCCGCCCGGUGCGGGGCCAGAGUCGUGCUCUUCG